AAAUAAUAUCAGAAUCUAUUGCACAGACGCCCAGGUAAGGCCUGAGGUAGCUAUGCUAUGUGCAGCGAUGUACAUCUUCACCGCACGCCUGUAAAGCGUUUACUAUCCGUAUGAAAUUAUCUGAUAUGUGUGGGUAUUUUAGAAUUUAGUUAAUAGAUGAAAACAGUAAACCAUUGUCGUCUGAGAGUAGAUCAAACGGGCUUGCUAGCUGUGCUGUGUGGCUAGCUAAGAUUAGAGAUGGGACCGUAUUAACCGUCUAGCCAGUUAGCUAGUUAGAAGAUAUCAAUGCCAGCUAUUGAAGACCUCACGACAGUAUUUUCGCCAUGGUUUCCAGGGACUGGCGAUAAAUUUCGAGAUCCACACAUUUGUUCGCCACGGCUGUGUGUGUCCGCUUGCCCUCUAACGUAACGCUGUCAGUGCGCCGAUGUCUGCCCGGCGGUGCUCCGGGGUUUUGGGUUUGGGUGGGGGCUCGGUGUCUCCCGGAAUCGAAGUAUCUGGGACUGGAGAACCUACAAGGGAGCUCUUUGAGGCCUGCAGAAACGGCGACUUGGAGCGGGUGAAGAAGCUUGUGACGCUGGAGAAUGUAAACAGCAGAGACACGGCUGGCAGAAAAUCUACACCGUUGCAUUUCGCCGCAGGUUUUGGCCGGAGGGACGUGGUGGACUACCUGCUGCAGAACGGGGCGAACGUGCAUGCCCGGGACGACGGCGGGCUCAUCUCCCUCCACAACGCCUGCUCCUUCGGCCAUGCCGAGGUGGUCAACCUGCUCCUGCGCCACGGGGCCGACGCCAACUCCAGGGACAACUGGAACUAUACACCUCUGCAUGAAGCUGCCAUUAAGGGCAAGAUCGACGUCUGCAUAGUGCUGCUGCAGCAUGGGGCAGAGCCAACAAUUCGGAACACAGACGGCAGGACAGCGCUGGACCUGGCUGAACCCGCCACGAAAGCAGUGCUGACGGGUGAAUACAGAAAAGAUGACCUUCUUGAGAGUGCAAGGAGUGGGAACGAAGAAAAAUUGAUGGCCCUUCUUACACCAUUAAAUGUAAACUGUCAUGCCAGCGAUGGAAGAAAGUCCACCCCGCUGCAUCUGGCUGCCGGGUAUAAUCGUGUGAAGACAGUGCAGCUGCUGUUACAGCAUGGAGCUGACGUGCACGCCAAAGACAAAGGUGACCUGGUGCCCCUUCACAACGCUUGCUCCUAUGGCCAUUACGAAGUGACUGAAUUACUGGUGAAGCAUGGCGCCUGUGUGAAUGCCAUGGACCUCUGGCAGUUUACCCCGCUCCACGAGGCCUCCUCUAAAAACAGGGUGGAGGUGUGCUCUCUGCUGCUCAGCUACGGCGCCGACCCGACAUUCCUGAACUGCCACAACAAGAGCGCCAUCGACCUGGCGCCCACCGCCCAGCUGAAGGAGCGCCUAGCAUACGAGUUCAAAGGCCACGCCCUGCUGCAGGCCGCGCGAGAGGCAGACAUCGCUCGCAUGAAGAAGCACCUCUCCCUGGAGACCAUUAACUUCAAGCAUCCACAGACCCAUGAGACAGCCCUGCACUGUGCGGCCACGUCUCCCUACCCUAAGAGAAAACAAGUGUGUGAACUGUUGCUGAGGAAAGGAGCCAAUGUGAAUGAGAAGACUAAAGACUUCUUGACUCCCCUGCAUCUGGCUUCAGAAAAGUCCCAUAACGACGUCAUAGAAGUGCUAGUGAAGCACGAGGCUAAGGUGAACGCCCUGGAUAACCUGGGACAGACAGCCCUACACCGGGCAGCCCACUGCGGGCACCUCCAGACCUGCCGCCUGCUCCUGAGCUCCGGCUGUGACCCCCUCAUCAUGUCUCUCCAGGGCUUCUCACCUUCUCAGAUGGGCAAUGAGAGCAUACAGGAAAUACUGCAAGAGGGAGCGUUCAUCGGAAACACGGACACAGAUCGGCAGCUGCUGGAAGCCUCGAAAUCCGGAGACUUGGAGGUCGUCAAGAGGCUCUGCACCCUCCAGAACGUGAACUGCAGGGACGUGGAGGGCCGGCAGUCCACGCCCCUCCACUUCGCGGCGGGGUACAACCGCGUGGCGGUGGUGGAGUUUCUGCUGCAGCAUGGGGCCGACGUGCACGCCAAAGACAAAGGUGGCCUCGUCCCCCUGCACAACGCCUGCUCCUACGGUCACUAUGAGGUUGCCGAGCUGCUGGUCAUACAUGGCGCGGUGGUCAACGUCGCAGACCUCUGGAAGUUUACCCCCCUGCACGAAGCCGCGGCCAAAGGGAAAUAUGAGAUCUGCAAACUCCUGCUUCAGCACGGCGCCGACCCGACCAAGAAGAACCGGGACGGGAACACACCGCUGGACCUGGUGAAGGACGGAGACACGGACAUCCAGGACCUCCUGCGAGGGGACGCGGCCCUGCUGGACGCGGCUAAGAAGGGCUGCCUGGCCCGGGUCAAGAAGCUGUGCCGGCCCGACAACGUCAACUGCAGGGACACGCAAGGCCGCCACUCCACUCCGCUGCACCUGGCAGCUGGCUACAACAAUCUGGAGGUUGCCGAGUACCUGUUGCAGCACGGUGCGGAGGUGAACUCGCAGGACAAGGGCGGGCUGAUCCCCCUGCACAACGCCGCCUCAUACGGGCAUGUGGAUGUGGCCGCUUUGCUCAUCAAGUACAACGCAUGCGUGAACGCCACAGAUAAGUGGGCGUUCACCCCGUUGCACGAGGCCGCGCAGAAAGGGAGGACUCAGCUGUGCGCCCUGCUGCUCGCGCACGGGGCAGACCCCACCCUCAGAAACCAGGAGGGCCAGUCGCCGCUGGACCUUGUGACGGCGGACGACGUUCGCGCCCUGCUGACGGCGGCUAUGCCCCCCUCCGCGCUGCCCUCCUGCUACAAGCCCCAGGUCAUCAGCGUCUCCGCCACCUCGGCCGUGGCCCCCUCUGCCCUUUCUGCCAGCCCCACCCCCCUGUCCUCCUCCAGUGGCCUGGACAGCCAGGCAGGGGGCUUCCCGGAGCUGCCCGCCCUCAUUGGUCCUUCAGGGGCCGAGGGACCGGUGGGGACAGACAAGAAGGAAGAUGUUCCAGGUGUUGACCUGAGUAUCAGCCAGUUCCUCCACAACCUGGGCCUGGAACAUCUAUUAGAUAUCUUUGAAAGGGAACAGAUCACACUGGACGUGCUGGUGGAGAUGGGACACAAGGAGCUGAAGGAGAUAGGCAUUAAUGCUUAUGGACAUCGGCACAAGAUCAUCAAAGGGGUGGAGAGACUGAUUGCUGGCCCACAAAGUCUGAAUCCGUAUCUGACUCUGAACACCGCCAACAGCGGAACCAUCCUCAUAGACCUGGCACCUGAUGACAAGGAAUUUCAGUCUGUGGAGGAAGAGAUGCAGAGCACGAUCAGAGAGCACCGAGACGGGGGCCAUGCGGGAGGCGUCUUCAACAGAUACAACAUUGUGAAGAUCCAGAAAGUGUGCAAUAAGAAGCUGUGGGAGAGGUACACACACCGCAGGAAGGAAGUAUCUGAGGAGAAUCACAAUCACUCCAACGAGCGCAUGCUCUUCCAUGGUUCUCCAUUUGUGAAUGCAAUCAUACACAAGGGUUUCGACGAGAGGCACGCGUACAUAGGAGGCAUGUUCGGAGCUGGGAUCUAUUUCGCCGAGAACUCUUCCAAGAGCAAUCAGUACGUCUAUGGAAUCGGAGGUGGCACCGGGUGCCCUCUGCACAAAGACCGGUCUUGCUAUGUUUGCCAAAGGCACCUGCUGUUCUGCCGCGUGACCCUGGGGAAGUCCUUCCUGCAGUUCAGCGCCAUGAAGAUGGCUCACUCCCCCCCGGGUCACCACUCGGUCACUGGCCGGCCCAGUGUCAACGGGCUGGCGCUGGCGGAGUACGUCAUCUACAGAGGGGAGCAGGCCUACCCAGAGUAUUUGAUAACGUAUCAGAUCAUCCGACCUGAAGGGACGGCGGACGGAUAAGUGCGGAGGGGAGGGGCCAAAAGAAGCUGCAAAGCCUAUCCUGUACAGUGGGAGCCACAUCUGUACUUACUGCAUGAGGACAUAUUUAUACAGUGUAUGAAAUGCAUUUUUUUUCUUUGAUAUUUUUCAGGUGUUAUUUUCUCCAGUUUGGCACUUUAUUGAACAGUGUGAUUCCUUAUAUGGAUAUGAAUCUGUGUUUUGUUUUUUUGGUCAUUUGUUUGUGUUGUUUGGCUUGUUGUAAUGUCGGUUAUUGGAAAACUGUUCUGAAUGCACCAUUUUCGAUUUCUGAUGCUGUAAUACAAUAACCAGAGGAACACAAAGCACAGCGGAUAGGUGAAUUAUUUAUUUAAUGAAGCUGUUGUGUGUAUAUAUUUUUUUGUACUAGCAUGCUAAUUUAUUCGCAGUUGUAUUAUGAGAAUACUACUACAUCCUAUUGUUCCAGUGGACAAAGGAACCAUUAUCUUCUGAACCAGCAGAAGAACCAGUCAAAACCAGAGAUGUGUUUUUGUUUUUGUGGCUGAGAUGAGUCUGACUCAGAGUUACGGUACUGCUCUGUGUGCUCGUUGGGUCUCCAUAUCUGCAGUAAUGAAAAUAUUUUCAUCAGAUUUGGAAGGUAGUCGCGACGGAUCCCAGGCGACCCUGGGCAGAGCGUCUUUUCGCUCUGUUUAAGGUUUGCUCAGAAGAUGUUAUCUGCUGUAAUUUGCUUGCCGAACAAGCAGUGUAAAUAUUUCUUUGUCAUAGACUGCAAAGAAUUUCAAAAGAACUGCCUCAAACAUUUUGUUAUUGUUGACCCCUACAAAGGAGACAAAGGAACAAAAAAAAUCAAAUUUCAUGUCGGUCUUAAGUUAUCAAGCUUGGACAUGGAUUUAUUUUAUACAGUACACUCCUUUGAAAGAAUGUCGUCUAAAGUGGAAGGUGAUGUUGCUAAGUUGUGUGUGACUUUCUUUUCUUGAGGAUAAAAAUUCUGUUGGAUGCACUGUUUUACCCAGUUUGUCAUUAGGAUUAACGUGAUCUUGACACUAAUACGGUAUUGUUGCAUAAUGUUUCUGAAGCACUCGUUCUUCGUGCAUGGUAAAUCUGUCACGUUCAGCCUUGUGAUGUCAUAUAUAUGGAACGUAUCUGUUCUGUGCUGCUUCGAUAUCAUGUGACAAAGUCAGGGGGAUUUCCCAUCAGCCCCUUUUGCAGCCAAAUAAACGG
This is a messenger RNA of Megalops cyprinoides (Indo-Pacific tarpon), 5131 nucleotides long. RefSeq names its product poly [ADP-ribose] polymerase tankyrase-2. Gene Ontology annotation, biological process: innate immune response. Bases 425 to 3934 code for a protein of 1169 amino acids. Gene Ontology annotation, cellular component: cytoplasm. NCBI's taxonomy places the organism in Eukaryota, Metazoa, Chordata, Actinopteri, Elopiformes, Megalopidae. Gene Ontology annotation, molecular function: NAD+ poly-ADP-ribosyltransferase activity; protein binding. The transcript is spliced from 27 exons. The record is from RefSeq and is a predicted model, not a curated record.